Molecule: messenger RNA, 3924 nt
Organism: Penicillium manginii
Lineage: Eukaryota; Fungi; Ascomycota; Eurotiomycetes; Eurotiales; Aspergillaceae
Exons: 6
Coding region: 1-3924 (1307 amino acids)
Molecular function (GO): protein binding
Source: RefSeq, a predicted model, not a curated record
AUGCCUGAUCCCCACUCCACAUGGUCAAAAUUACGUUCCUGGCGCCACCGUGACGGAAAGAACAAGGAAAAAGGCAGACAACCCGAGAACAAUUUAGCAAUCCAGGGUUCCCGUGCAGCCCAUUCCACCGUCCAUAGUCAAGUAUUGACGGCACCCGCGGGCGAUACUGGGGCUGCUUCGGUAUCACCCACCCCACAAACGCCCGAACCUGUUUCUCAGAUCCAAGUGCCGCAGAGAGCUCCGAAUGGUCAAGCACACGAGAAAUUGAAUCAGCCGAAGCCAUUUGCCGAUAACUACGACCUGUGGGAUGAAGCCUACAGGUCCUUGGAGGAAGAAGAAAGGCGCGAAGUGGAAGCUUUGCUGAAAGAUUGGGAUCGCGACUGUCCCAAAAGGAAGGAUUUAGCAGAGGAUAUUCAAAAGACAAUGGAUGGAGCAUUGAAAAGCAAGUAUCACGACCGUAUGACAUCUAUUGGCAAAUUGCUGUCGGUAUUGAACAAGUUCCUUUCCGCCGGAGAUGUCGCUGUCAGCUUUGACCCUACUCAUGCUGCCCUGCCAUGGGCUGCUGUUCGCUGUGUUAUUGUGAUUUUUACAGCACACAAUGAGCUGAAAGGGACCGUCCUCACUGGGAUGGCCGAGAUCACUUCGAUCCUCGUGCGAUGCGACAUGUAUCAGCUAUUGUAUAUGGCCCCAGAUCCCGCUCUCCGCCCACCUGAGGACGUCUUGGUCAAACUGAGAACAUGCAUUGUUCAGACAUAUGCUGGAUUGCAGUCAUUCUUUGCUUUCGUACAAGGCCAGGAGACAAGUUUCAAAAUCAGUGCUGUAUUCAAGCUUGAGGAUGCGCGAGCUCAUAUUGAUAAGCUCUCUGGAAGUCUAAAGCAGUUACUGCAAGCCGCAGACGACUGUGAGAAAUGCUGUGAUCUUUCAAGUCGAUCUAAUCUCAAGGAGCUUCUUGGUCUCUCAUCGGAGGUCCCGAUCAUUCGGCAGCAGGUAGAUUUGGUUCUGGAACGAAUCGACGCCAAAGAGGAGCGCGAGAUUUUAGAAUGGAUUUCGCCCAUACCUUAUGGAUCACAUCACCGUGUUAGAGUGGAAUCUCGUACUCCCGACACGUGUGAGUGGUUACUACAAACCGAAGAAUUUCGUGAAUGGAUGGAAUACAGAUCAUCAGCGAUUCUGCGGCUCCGAGGCUCGAUGGGAGCCGGGAAAACGUACCUUACCUCCAGAGUUAUCGACCAUAUUCAGGAUCUGCUUGCAAGCUCAUCAGACCAUGCGGGCUUUGCGUUCUUCUAUUGCAAUCGAAAUGACGAAAAUCGAAGGGAUCCUCUUUGCGUGCUUCAGAGCUAUGUUCGUCAACUUUCAACCGCUGUUGGAAGUACUGAACAUAUACGGAAAAAGCUCAAAAUGGUCAGCGAUCAAGCAAGACGACAGGGAUCCCACUUGGGCUUUGAGGCAUGCAAGACUCAACUGAUGGAAUCAGUAAAUGAGUACUCUCAGACGGUCAUCAUUCUCGAUGCUCUGGACGAAUGUGAUCAAGACUCGCGUUGGCAGCUCAUGCAGGUGAUGGGGGAUUUGGUAUCCAAAUCGGGUCGACCGCUCAAGGUCUUUAUCUCAAGUAGACCCGACGAAGAUAUCAAAGCGCAGGUCUCUGGGAAGAUUAUUGAAAUCCAGGCGAUAAACAACCAGGGCGACAUUGAGAAAUUUGUGAAUGCCGAAAUCGACAAGCCUAGGAGAUGGGGCCCCAUAUCUGCAGAUCUGCGAAGCGAGAUUGUCCAGGUACUCUGUGAAGGCAGCGAGGGAAUGUUCCAAUGGGCGUACCUACAGAUCAAACAGGUGCUUCAAUUGUCAACUCCAGCAGACAUAAAGAUCAGGCUUGGCACUCUUCCGACGACCCUAGAAGCAGCGUACGAUGAGAUAUAUGGAGAAAUUGCGAAGUCUCCGGGUAGACAGGCCCUUGUGGAUCGCGCGUGCAAGUGGUUGAUGAGUGCCCACCCAAAUUUUAAGAGCGAUGAAUUCUUGUCCGCAGUCCUCAUUGAUGCCGAUGGCUCCUCCAUAUUCUGUGAAGAACAGAUUAAUGAAUCCCAACUAUUGGAUUUAUGCAGCAACCUACUUGUUGUCGACCCCCAAACUCGUCUUUGGAGGCUAUCCCACCUGUCAGUACGGGAAUAUUUUGAGCGCAAUCAUUGGGGGCCCCGAGAGGCCAACUCUCAUGCGGCCAAAGUGUGCCUCAAGCUUCUGAUUGAGAUCCACAGCAGCCCAUCCCACCAAAGCGAGAUAGAAUGGCCAUCUCACAUCCAGACCAUUAAACCACCGGAUAACCUGAGCCGUAUCCAUCUGUUUGAAGAACAUGUGCGAUACUACUGGGUGAUUUAUGUCGCAGCCUACGAAGAACAAAUCACCGAACAAGGGCAAAAAGCAGACUCUUUGUUGGUAGAUCUCUUGAAAAGAUUUCUUGGUUCUCCCAGCAACAGCAGUCUCCAUUACCGUGCCUGGUAUCGCAGCAUUAAUCGCCCCUAUCUGUCGGGAUAUUUCAGUUAUAUUGCGAAAGAUGAAAUCUCUCCGGAAACAAUCGCAGUUUUCGCUAUGUGUCGCUUUUCGUUCUACUUCCUCUUGCAGGACUGGUGGGACAACGCAGAAAUCACGGUCUUCCAGACGAAUGAUGAUGGCGAGUCCACCUUGCAGCUUGCUGCCCGGGCAGGCUGUAAACCAAUCUGUGAGGAACUCAUACGGCGAGUGACAGCGACUCAUUCUAUGUUGCCGGAAUACUUCUAUGAGGGAGCUCUUGUUGCUGCUGCUGGCGGGGGAUAUCUAGAAAUUGUCAAGAUCUUCAUCCAGAACAGGGCCGACGUAGACCUCUCGUUGCCGAGUGGGAUAUAUGGGAGUGCACUUGCUGCUGCUGCUUAUGGAGGAGAGGAUAUAGAGAUUGUCAAGUUCCUUAUUGAGAAUGGGGCAGAUGUGAACAUCCUGUUAUCAAGUGGGAGGUAUGGGAGUGCACUUGCUGCUGCUGCUUAUGGAGGAAAUGUAGAGACUGUCAAGUUUCUUGUUGAGAAUAGGGCAGAUAUGAACGUCCUAUUACCAAGUGGGGAUUUUGGGAGUGCACUUGCUGCUGCUUCCCUUGGAGGAGAUAUAGAGACUGUCAAGUUUCUUGUUGAGAAUGGGGCAGAUGUGAACGUCCUAUUACCAAGUGGGGAUUAUGGGAGUGCACUUGCUGCUGCUUCCUUUAGGGGAGAUAUAGAGACUGUCAAGUUUCUUGUUGAGAAUAGGGCAGAUGUGAACGUCCCAUUACCAAGUGGGGAUUUUGGGAGUGCACUUGCUGCUGCUUCCUUUAGGGGAGAUAUAGAGACUGUCAAGUUUCUUGUUGAGAAUGGGGCAGAUGUGAACAUCCUAUUACCAAGUGGGGAUUAUGGGAGUGCACUUGCUGCUGCUUCCUUUAGGGGAGAUAUAGAGACUGUCAAGUUUCUUGUUGAGAAUAGGGCAGAUGUGAACGUCCUAUUACCAAGUGGGGAUUUUGGGAGUGCACUUGCUGCUGCUUCCUUUAGGGGAGAUAUAGAGACUGCCAAGUUUCUUGUUGAGAAUAGGGCAGAUGUGAACGUCCCAUUACCAAGUGGGGAUUUUGGGAGUGCACUUGCUGCUGCUACUGCUAUAUAUGGAGGAGAUAUAGAGACUGUCAAGUUUCUUGUUGAGAAUGGGGCAGAUGUGGACCUCCUGUUAUCAAGUGGGAAUUUUGGGAGCGCACUUGCUGCUGCUGCUUAUGGAGGAGAUAUAGAGAUUGUCAAGUUUCUUAUUGAGAAUGGGGCCGACAUCAACCUCAAUUUAUCUGUUGGAAAUUACGGAAGUGCCCUCGCUGCUGCUCAUUUUAAAGGGAAUAAAGAGAUUGAAAAGAUGCUUGUUGAUAAUGGGGCUAACACGAAGCUCGCUUUGUUGAAUUGA